Messenger RNA from Atta colombica, 1724 nucleotides. RefSeq names its product coiled-coil domain-containing protein 63-like. The coding region runs from base 81 to 1724 and encodes 547 amino acids. Lineage: Eukaryota; Metazoa; Arthropoda; Insecta; Hymenoptera; Formicidae. The transcript has 7 exons. The record is from RefSeq and is a predicted model, not a curated record.
CUUUUUCAUCUACUUAUCUUCCAUAAACCUGUUGUAAAAAAGUAGAAUUGUCAAGAGAUUGCCAAAAACGAGACUCCGAAAUGGCGUAUAAACAGCAACCGGUCCAGGAUGAAUUAGAAAUGGAGACGAUGGCGGAGGUCGAGCUUUCGAGGCUGAAAAGGCAAUAUAGGAUAAUGGAGAACGAUCGGGCGACAUGCGUGGAAGACGCGAGAUUGCAGCUCCGCAAUCAGCAGAACGCGAUCAAUCGUCUGGAAUAUGAGAAAGCCGAACUUGUACUGGCAAUUAAGACCGCGCGAUCGAAGGCAUUCACGCGUAAAGAUGUGGAAAUGGUCAAGAAGCUAAAGUGUCUGCUGACGAAGCGUGCCAAGUAUAUUGAGCUGAUUGAGAACGAGAAACGGCAGAUAGCCGAGCUUGAUGAGCAGAUCGGCAAGCUUUCGAAGGAUGUCACGAGCAUGAAGAUGAAAGUGCGCACCGACGUGCAAUCGCGGGAGAUAGCAGCGCAACAUACUAAGACGGUAUUCACGCUGGAAAAUCGGGUGGAGAUGGCUACCAAAAGAUUCAAUUUGAUGCUAACGGAAAAUACGAAGCUGCGCGCUGAGAUUGAAACCUUGCUGAACGAACGGACGCAAUUCAUGCAGGUGUGGAAUAAGCUGAUCGGCCAAUUGAACACUGGUAAGCAGGUCAUCAACGAUCUGAUCGAACAGGCGACGGUUACGUUCAAUCAGCGGGACGAGGAGCUCAACAAGAUCCAAGCACUUCGCGAGAGAGGAAUAAGGGACUUGAAGAAUCACACAUUGGAAAUGUGUGAAUUGAAGAGAACUCUGGAUAACGAGAUGAAACUGCAGGAAUUUCUUGGUGUGAAAGGACAGUUCCGCGAGAUGGUCGAUCUGAAUGCGAAGAGGGAAGCCGAGCGACAAGCUAAACGGGAAGAGAAACAGAAUAAAAUAGCGGCCUUCACGCAAAUCUUGCAGACGAUCAAGCAAUUCACUGGAGAGCAAGAAAUCGACAAGCUUACUGCGCACUUCAUCAAGCAAGAAGAAGAGAAUUUCGCACUCUUUAGUUAUGUGAACGAGCUGAACGACGAACUAGAGAGUCUUCAGACGAGGAUGGAACAGUUGACAGUAGCUAUCGAUGAGGCACGUGCUUUAAAUGUUCAUCGCGAUCAAGAGCAAGCUGAGAACUUGGAGAAAAUCACCAAGGAAUUGGAAGAACAAAUAGCACUAGCGGACACUGCUGAAAAUAAUCUUGCUAAGUGCAACAACGUAAUGGACAAGCUGCUGCAAGGAAUCGACAGCCUCUUCAAGGCGAUACGCUGCGACAAUUCACCGAUUUUAGAAUUAUUGGGCGACAAUACUCACGUUACCAUGAGCAACGUCAUGCUCUACUUGGGUAUUAUCGAGAAACGAAUCACCGAGAUGUUCCACAAGGUCUAUUGGGUAGACAAGGAAAGCAAAGUUCCACAAUUGCGGCUGGAUGAGGAGAAGAGACCCAAGCUGGAAGUGCCCGUUCUCAAUCGUAUCGUACCCACCCAACCUUGUGUCCUCUGCGUGGAACAAGAACAUAUGCAGUUCGUCUCAGAGGGUCUAGAGGUACCACUGACACGUGCCGAAGCCAUGCAGAAGCUGCAAGAACGGCUCAUGGAGGAUUACACAGAGCUGCUUCACAACGUGUCUGGCUGUCACUUACCGGCAGCUAGGAAGAUUAUUCAAAGACGUUAUCAAUAA